AUAUAUUAUACAUAAAACGAUUGAUGACCGUUACACAAUUAAUUAACAAGUACUGAUUGGUUCAAGUUGAAUCUUACAAUCAAUAAAAAUAUAAAAUACUAUUUAUAUUAAUGUAAUUAUUGAAGAAUUACAACCAAAGUGAAUUUUUGAUCCAUUUACUAUUUUUUUAUUCGGCAAAUUUUGAAUUAAUCAAAAUGAAUAGAGGUUAUUCGCAGCUGAGUGUUUCUCUGAUGAAGCAUACGAUUGUGUUCGAAUGGAAAAUUGACAACAUCAAGACAUUUAUCGAAAUGUUUAAAAAUUCAAACGAGUGCAUUCAAAUAUAUUCACCAGAGUUUUCAGCGGGUGCUAAGAUGAAUGAUCUAUGGCAACUCAAGUUGGUACUAAAUGAUCAAUCAGAUGAUGAUUAUUGCAUAUCAUUGUAUCUGAUUCCCUUGAACCGAUGCAAUGAUCAGCAUAAAAUAAAAACCGCAUUUUCAUUUUUUAUCAUCAAUGACAAGGGAAUUAAAAUUGAGAUCGUAAAAUUCAACAGAGUUUUUGAUAAAUAUGAAGGCUGGGGUCUGCCGAUUUGUAAAAAAGAAGAUUUGAUUAAAGAUGAAAGCACUUUCAAUUGGGAUCCAUUUACUGUAGGUAUCGAGCUGACGGUAUAUGAUUCUGACAUCAUGCCUUUUACUGUUGAAUCAUUGAAAAAAUUGAAACAUUCAAUGGUUUAUGAUUACAAUCAACUGUUCCUAAGUAAGCAAGACAGUGAUGUCGUACUCGUGGUUCGGGAUGAAGAGUUUCAAGCCCACAAGUCAAUUUUGAAAGUUCGCAGUCCAGUUUUCCACGCCAUGUUUACCGCCAACAUAAAACCAAACAAAAAAGACCGAGUAAAAGUACCUGACAUGAAUCCGGUCAUUUUUAACAGCAUCCUUGAAUUUAUCUACACAGAUAAAGUACCUGACGUAAUUACAGAAGAAUUACUUGACGCUGCGGAUAAAUUCCAGCUCGAAUUACUCAAGAAAAUUUGCGAAGAAUUCUUUUGCGAUUCUGUAUCUACGGAAAAUGUUGUCUCCAUGCUUAUUUUAGCAGAUAAAUAUAAUGCGAAGCAACUGUUGGAAUACUCGACAGAGUUUAUUGUCAGUAAUGCGAAGAGUGUCAUCGAUACGCCAGAGUAUAAUGUCAUGAAGAAAUCACAUCCAUCUUUGAUAGUAUUGCUGUUUGAAAAGUUUGCAGAUUCUAAAUAAAGUCAUUAGAGUACUUGAUAUAUAUUUAUUUUAAUAUAUGAUUAGUGAGCAGAUAAGUAGCAGCCAUACUUACGUUUUUUUGGGUGUGAAAAUGAAAAAUGAUAAAAAAAAUUUUUUUUAAUACUUAGACUUUUUGUGCUUGAUAAAUUUUUUAAUUACUUAGUAGUAUGUUUAGGAAAUUUGAAUUUCCCGUGAAUUUUUUUUGCUUUUGAAAGUUUAAAUAGAAAGUGAAAACUUCAUUUUCACAUCUACUUUACUCACGUCACUCUUGCCAUUAUUUUUUAAUACUUUGAGAUUUAAAUAAUUAUAGACUACACGAAAAAAAGGAUUUCUCGGUGCAAGGAAUUUCUCGCAUUAUGAAUUACAGACAAAAAUUUUUUCUUGACCAGGAAAAUUUUUAUUUCAAUUUAUAAUGCAAAAAGUUAAGGAACAAGUGAAAGUUUUCUUGAAGCGAGAGAAAAUUUCCUUUGCCAAUUAAUCCUUUUUUUUUAUGUUUAAAUUAUUUGUUAGGUUAAUUAUUUAAAUUAAAUAAUAAUUAAUAAGUUCAAAAAUCUUUAUAAUCUUAAAUUAUUUUUUUGAUGUCAAUUAUUAAUUUAAUUUGUUUCUUGCAAUUGACGUUAAAAAGAAAAUUUAAUUUUUAAAGUCUUGUUCAGUUUAAAUAUUUAAAAUUUUAAAUAUACCGCGAAUAUUUUUUGCGUUCGAAAGUUUAAAAAGAAAGUGAAAAAAUUUAAUUUUCACAUCUACUUUACUAAGGUCACUCAUGCUAUAUUUUUUAAUACUUAGAGAUAUUUAAAUAAAUAUAGACUACACGAAAAAAAAGAUUUUUUGGUGGGAGAAAUAUUUUGCAUUAUAAAUUGAAGACAGAAUUUUUCAUAGAAGUAGAAAAAAUUUAUUGAUGUAAAAAAUUUUUUCUUGACCAGGAAAUUUUUUUAUUUUCAAUUUAUAAUACAAAAAGUUAAGGAACAAGAGAAAAUUUCUU
Microplitis mediator is the source of this 2202-nucleotide messenger RNA. Its product is annotated as speckle-type POZ protein-like. Bases 195 to 1223 code for a protein of 342 amino acids. The transcript is spliced from 2 exons. Lineage: Eukaryota; Metazoa; Arthropoda; Insecta; Hymenoptera; Braconidae. Gene Ontology annotation, molecular function: ubiquitin protein ligase binding. Gene Ontology annotation, biological process: proteasome-mediated ubiquitin-dependent protein catabolic process; regulation of proteolysis. The record is from RefSeq and is a predicted model, not a curated record. Gene Ontology annotation, cellular component: cytoplasm.